GUCGGGGCGUACGCAACGAGCACAGGUCUUGCAUGAGCCUUCAUAAAACUUGGCACAUUUGGCUCCACCGAUCGCAGAAAGCUCUUCAUCACUUCAGUGAGCGCGGCAAGAUCGCCCGGACGAGCGGGAAAUUCAAAUUUUCUGUGCGGCCAUUGAGAGCAUAGCAGACAUUCGAUGAAGUAUUAAAGUUCCGCGAUACGGAAGAGGUCACCUACUUGAAUCAAACAUUUAUGACGAAAUCGACAAUAAAUCGUAGUGCGAACUAUCAAAAUCAUACUGUAAUGGUGAUCGCGCGAUAUCGAUCGUAUUCAUCCGAGACGAUUCACAUCCAGCCAGCGCUAUCGAGCACCGUGACGCCGUAAACAAUUCAUUCGACGGUCGUUCAGAGUAAUGUGGUAGAAUAAUUUAGUUUGCUUGAAAAUAGCUGUUACCCUUGGCUGAUUCCCUCCACCCAAGUUGCCUGCUCGCAGCUGGGAAGCACCUCUAUUGGCACCGCUUCGCUACACAUAUUGGACCUAGAUUCGAUUCAACGAGGACAUUCAACUUGAACACGCAUCUUUCGAUCCACAAUCACAGAAAUUCAAUAACAAAUCCGUCCGUUUCGACUGUUCUAUUUUGGUUUUUGGGAUACACGAGAGCAGAAGACUAUCUCUAGCGGUUCUACGUCUGAAAUCAUUAAUGCAAUCAAAGAUACAGAUCGCGCAGCUUCAGAUUGGACAGACACCAGCCGGCACGCAGACAAGCAAAAUGCCGUUACAACACAAACAGCACAGACCCGUGAUUGACCUUUUGGUUGCCAUGAUUGCUGUUCCCGUACUUAUUAUUUGUGCAUUGCAACUGGAAAAAAACAUGCAGGAGAAAUGGGCAGAAAACGCGAAUACCCGGUGGAUGGUGUUCGGGUUAGGUGUUGGGAUGCUGCUGAUUAGCGUAAUCAUCUGCGGUUAUGUUACCCACAGAAUGGGCGUUUGCUUGUGGACGGGACCGUUGGAGGAUAAUUCACCAAUCCCUUUUCCACAUAUCAACUCGCAAAACGAUAUUCUUCGUAUUAUCGACAGCUUACCACCGAGUUACGAAAGCGCCACAAAAUCUGAUAUUCCACCCCCACCAUAUGACUGGGUUGUAGUUAAUAUCGACACGAAGGAGCGUCCCAAUCAGAAUGAUGUCGUCCUGCAUAUCUAAGUCAGCUCAGACAUUCAGGCUUAUGAAUUCUGAUCUAAUCCCCAUAGUUGGAGAAACUGUACUUUUCGCUGAUUUAAUUCAACGUGGAUAAUAUGUGAUAGGAGCGAAUGUAGUUGUGAAUGUGCAGAUACUGCAGUGCUUUCCAUUGUAUGCGUGUGAAAGAUGUGAAAAAUGAUAUUGUUCCAUAAUCGAAUCUAGUCUAAAUCAUGCAAUUGAAUGCUAAAUGAAUAACAAUAAUAAUAAUGUUUUUAUUGAAUGAG
Molecule: messenger RNA, 1439 nt
Organism: Hermetia illucens (black soldier fly)
Lineage: Eukaryota; Metazoa; Arthropoda; Insecta; Diptera; Stratiomyidae
Exons: 3
Coding region: 679-1179 (166 amino acids)
Source: RefSeq, a predicted model, not a curated record